This is a messenger RNA of Rubroshorea leprosula, 738 nucleotides long. The record is from the annotation of a GenBank genome assembly. Lineage: Eukaryota; Viridiplantae; Streptophyta; Magnoliopsida; Malvales; Dipterocarpaceae.
AGAACAUGAUUUUUUGGUUUAAUGGUCAUUGGUGUUUCCUUUUUAACCAUCGUCUAGCUUUGGUUCCCUGAAUCUCCGGCCAUGUCCGGCGAUCUCCGUCGUAAUGUCAGCACCACAACCAUUCACAUCAUGGCGCUAGAUGGCAUAUUCAACGUCAACUCCCUCUUCACCAUGGGGUCGUUCAUUGGCCUCUCCUGGUACCCUACAAGAAACACAAUCGAGGUUUCACCCGACUGCGCUGCCGGCCCGGAAGUUGCCGAGGAUCUGAUCGCUUUCCACAUUUAUUCAUUCAGUUCCUUCCUCUUCUCCAGCCUCAUCGCUUCAGCCCUCAAACAAGCCAUCAAAAUCCACAAAGAUGAUCAGGAAGAGGAAUCCCGAGGGAUUGGGGCGAGUCUUGUUAAGGUGAACCUGGCGGCAUUGCGGGUGGGGAUGUUAGUUUCAGGAAUCGGUUCGGUUUUGGGAUGCGGGUUCAUGAUGAUGGCUCUAGUAUCGCUGGUUCAGGUCAAGCUGGGAUCUUUGGCUUGUAGGAGCAUUUACACUCUUUCUGCAAUUGCUCCUCUUGUGGUUUUGGUUCCAUUAGCUCUGCUCAUCUAUAUAUGGCUUGUUUUUCAUGCUUUUAUCAACUGAAUUAAGAAGACUAUAUUUUUAUCCUUGAAAGAUCUUGCAAAAUGGCUGCUGCUGUGCUGCAUAUGAAAAGCUAUUUCUUUGUGUAUCUAGGAAUAGAAACAACAACAAUGA